AAACCCAGCCGUUUUCCAUUUUGUAUCAUUUGUGUCAAAUACCCACAUUGGUAUUUAAAAAAAAAAACAUUAUUGGAGCAAAAAUUUGCUUGUCCUUCUCUAUCAAAAGCUCUUGCACUCUCUUUGUCUAACUAACAAUAGAAGGGAAAAGAGAAACCCAUUUCUUUCAUACCCGUGAAAGUCUGGAAAUCUUAAGAAAUCUCCCUUUCUCUUAACUACUUGUUCUUGUGACAUCACAACUGUUUAUUUUCCUUUGUUUUUUUUUUUUGCUCUUUAUUUCUGUUUUAUAUCUCUUUGGAAGGGGGUGGUGUGCAGCUGUGUCUUGGGUUAUUUCUUUGAGCUCGUAUUCUUUGCUAGAUUUGAGAGAUUUUGUUUAGUGUUGAAGGAGUAAUACUGGGAAGAGAAAAUGAAGAUUUGGAGAUGGGUAUUUGUUGAAAUUCUUAUUCUUGCCGCUUGUGCUUUCAAGAUUGAGGCUUUCAAUCUGGGUCGCAGUCAACCUACUGAGAGAAUUUCAGGUAGUGCUGGUGAUGUCUUGGAAGAUGAUCCAGUUGGAAGGUUGAAAGUUUUUGUUUAUGAGCUUCCUAGCAAAUACAACAAGAAGAUUUUGCAGAAGGAUCCAAGAUGCCUCAACCACAUGUUUGCAGCUGAGAUCUACAUGCAUAGGUUUCUAUUAUCUAGCCCUGUUCGAACCCUCAACCCUGAGGAGGCUGAUUGGUUUUACACUCCUGUAUACACUACAUGUGACCUGACACCAAAUGGCCUCCCUUUGCCAUUUAAGUCACCACGAAUGAUGAGAAGUGCAAUUCAGCUUAUUUCUUCGAAUUGGCCUUAUUGGAACCGGACAGAAGGGGCUGAUCACUUUUUUCUGGUACCACAUGACUUUGGAGCAUGCUUCCAUUAUCAAGAGGAGAAAGCCAUUGAAAGAGGAAUUCUCCCCUUGCUCCAACGUGCCACAUUGGUUCAGACUUUUGGACAGCGGAAUCAUGUUUGCCUGAAAGAGGGCUCAAUCACAAUUCCACCAUAUGCUCCACCCCAGAAAAUGCAAACACACCUGAUUCCUGAAAAAACUCCCAGGUCCAUUUUUGUUUACUUCCGUGGACUGUUUUAUGAUGUUGGAAAUGACCCUGAAGGUGGUUACUAUGCAAGAGGUGCUAGAGCAGCAGUAUGGGAGAACUUUAAGGACAAUCCACUCUUUGACAUUUCUACUGAGCAUCCAACGACCUAUUAUGAGGACAUGCAGCGAGCUGUAUUUUGUUUGUGUCCUCUUGGCUGGGCACCUUGGAGCCCUAGAUUGGUUGAAGCAGUCAUAUUUGGAUGCAUUCCAGUUAUUAUAGCAGAUGACAUCGUUCUACCCUUUGCUGAUGCAAUUCCGUGGGAAGAAAUUGGAGUUUUUGUCGAUGAGAAGGAUGUUCCCAACUUGGACACAAUACUCACAUCGAUCCCACCUGAAGUAAUAUUAAGAAAGCAGAGAUUGCUUGCCAACCCUUCAAUGAAGCAGGCAAUGUUAUUCCCCCAACCUGCUCAACCAGGAGAUGCUUUCCAUCAAGUUUUGAAUGGACUUGCACGUAAGUUGCCACAUGACAAGAGCGUGUACUUGAAGCCUGGUGAAAAGGUCUUGAAUUGGACUGCUGGCCCUGUAGGUGAUCUGAAACCUUGGUAGCAGUUGUAACAUCAAGUUCCUAAAACCUUGUAGCAUUCUGCUUAUUAGACCUACCUCUGAACAUUGUUGGGGUUUAUUGGUGUAAUUGAGCCACAGAUACAAAAAUGUAAAUCUUAAUUCUGCCAGAAUGCAUUAGAUAUAGUGUUCUUUUUUGCAGCUUUAGGGUUGUGACCGUGCCUUGUAUGUUUUCACAGUAUUCAGGACUGGUCAAUCUUCAAUUCAUUCAGUUAACUGCAUCAUUGAAAGAUGAUAAAGAUCUUUGUGUGGGUAAAAUUUAUGUCAUACUUUUCUAGGUGGUUCAUAA
Molecule: messenger RNA, 1964 nt
Organism: Theobroma cacao (cacao)
Lineage: Eukaryota; Viridiplantae; Streptophyta; Magnoliopsida; Malvales; Malvaceae
Gene: GUT1
Product: Exostosin family protein
Biological process (GO): plant-type secondary cell wall biogenesis; glucuronoxylan biosynthetic process
Molecular function (GO): glucuronoxylan glucuronosyltransferase activity; 1,4-beta-D-xylan synthase activity
Source: RefSeq, a predicted model, not a curated record